GUAUCAAGUCCCCGUUCAGUUUAACUCGGCGAAAAGAACAUUUUUUUGAUAAUAAAAUUUGAUAUAAAAUAAACAAAAUCUGUGCAUUAAAUUUGUUAAAAAUGCAGGCAAACUUGAGACAAGCCGUUACUUUAUUAUCAAAGACAAAUUACAAUGCCAUUCGAUCAGCUGGUGUCUUGUACAGCCGAAAUUAUUCAACCACACAUGAUGCUGAUAUUGUUGUAAUUGGGGGCGGUCCAGGUGGCUACGUUGCAUCAAUCAAGGCAGCACAAGUUGGUCUCAAGACAGUCUGUAUUGAGAAGAAUGAUACACUCGGUGGCACUUGCUUAAAUGUUGGAUGCAUUCCAUCAAAGGCUCUCCUUAAUAAUUCUCAUUAUUAUCAUAUGGCUCAUUCAGGAGACCUCAAUAGCCGUGGUAUUAUCUGCGAGAAUGUUAAAUUGGAUCUUGAUGUACUCAUGGGACAGAAAACAAAUGCAGUCAAAGCAUUAACAGGUGGCAUUGCACAGCUAUUUAAAAAGAACAAAGUGACUCACUUGAAUGGAUGGGGAACUAUCACAGGUCCAAACCAAAUUCAAGCUAAAAUGAGUGAUGGAUCUGUUGAAACUGUUAAUACAAAAUACAUGAUUGUUGCUACUGGAUCUGAAGUCACACCAUUCCCAGGAAUCCCAAUUGAUGAGGAAGUGAUUGUGUCAAGUACUGGUGCUUUAACAUUAAAGCAAGUUCCUAAAAAAAUGGUUAUUAUUGGUGCCGGUGUUAUUGGAUUAGAAUUGGGCUCAGUUUGGUCUCGUCUUGGCUCAGAAGUUAUUGCCGUUGAAUUCCUUACAUCCAUUGGUGGUCUUGGAAUUGAUGGCGAAGUUUCUAAAUCGUUCCAGAAAAUUCUCACUAAACAAGGAAUGCAAUUUAAGCUUGGAACUAAAGUAAUGGGAGCUACAAGACAUGGAGAUAGUGUUACAGUAUCUGUAGAAUCUGUUAAGGAUGGAACUAAGGAAGACAUUGAAUGUGAUUGUUUACUCGUUUGUAUUGGACGUAGACCUUACACUGAAGGCUUGGGACUUGAAAAUGUUGGAAUCGCAACUGAUGAUCGUGGCAGAAUUCCAGUUAAUGCCAUGCUUCAAACUAUUGUACCUAACAUUCAUGCCAUUGGUGACGUCAUUCAUGGACCAAUGUUGGCUCACAAAGCUGAAGAUGAGGGAAUUAUUUGUGUUGAAGGAAUUCAAGGUGGUCAUGUGCAUCUCGAUUACAAUUGUGUACCAUCUGUUGUCUAUACUCAUCCAGAAGUUGCAUGGGUUGGAAAAACAGAAGAGGAUCUUAAAAAGGAGGGUGUUGAAUAUAAAGUUGGUAAAUUCCCAUUCAUGGCUAAUUCUCGUGCAAAGACAAACAACGAGACAGACGGUUUCGUGAAAGUACUCGCUGACAAAGCUACUGAUAGAAUUUUGGGAACUCAUAUGAUCGGACCAGGAGUCGGUGAAUUAAUCAAUGAAUCUGUAUUAGCUAUGGAAUAUGGAGCAUCUGCAGAGGACGUCGCUAGAGUAUGUCACGCGCAUCCAACAUGCUCUGAAGCUCUCCGAGAGGCAAAUCUUGCAGCUUAUAUUGGAAAACCAAUUAAUUUCUAAGCAUUAAGGAUAAGAUUUACAAACAAAAAAACGAAUCCGUUGACUUAAUAUUCAACACACGAGAUACAUGAAAAAAAAACAUUUAAAUAUCGUACAUAAUUAUGGCUAAAAUGAAAUCCUUGAAGAAUAAUUUUUUGUGUUUAGAGAAUAAAUUAAUAAACUUAAUUUAAAGAAUCUGAA
Chironomus riparius is the source of this 1793-nucleotide messenger RNA. The record is from the annotation of a GenBank genome assembly. Lineage: Eukaryota; Metazoa; Arthropoda; Insecta; Diptera; Chironomidae.